UCAAGAGAAGCCCUAGAGUGCAAGAAACAACAGAAAAGGAUAACAUCAAGAAGAAAAAAACAGAAUGGGAUUUAUUAAUUGGAUGGUGAUUUUCGCCUUGAUAGGCAUAGGCUCUCAGAGUUCAGCUUCAUCAGAAAUCACAGUGUCGAUAUUCACCGUAACAUCUAAGAGUAUGACAGUGCAGUGGAGCAGAUGCUCAGGAGCCAGUUCCUACAAGAUCACAGCAACCUCCAAGAACUCCCUGGAUGCCUCAGCCUUCGCCCAGUUCGGUGCCAACUCUGUGAUGGGCUCCAUCAACUCUCUAACCCCCAACAACAUGUACAUCAUCAGGGCUGAGGCCAUGGAUAACAGCCUGAAUGUUUUGAGCCAGGCUGAAGUAGAAGAGACCACCGCUUCUGAGGUGCCCACCAUCAACAUGGCAACAUCAAAACAGAGUGAGAGCAUGACCGUGGAGUUCACUCAGGUGUCCGGGGCCACUUCCUACAUCCUGCGUGCCGAGACCGCCGACAUGGCCUUCUUCUACGAAACCGAGGUGUCCUCUUCCCCUGGGACCGUGCUCAACCUUCAGGCCUACACCGACUACACUCUCAGUGUCAUGUCCAUCAACAGCGGAGGCAGGAGCCAGCCUUCCCUCCCUGUGGUAGCAAAGACAGUGGUUGCUGCGCCCAAGCUCAACUCCACCUCUCUCAGCAAUGACACCAUUGUGGUGGGGUGGGAGCCUGUGGACCACGUUUUCCUGUACACCAUUAGCAUCAUCAUGGAGGGCUCAGACAGCAGGGUGAAGCUCAACACCACUGACACCAGCGUGACCUUCUCUGGCCUGGAGGCUGGGACAACCUAUUGCAUCAAGGGCAAUGCCUGGGACCCCGAGAAAAGACAGGGAGACGACUUCACCGUCUGCCAGAUCACACGUCCAUGCAUCCCUGUGCUCACUGAGUUGGAGGUGAGGAUGGUGGGCUCUGAGGCCGGUCUGUCUGUGUCCUGGGCUCCAUCUCAGGGGGCAGGGGAGUACCUGGCCUUCAGCUCAGAGGGGCUGAACUGUACCUCUACCACCGGCACCUGCACCCUGGCCCCCGUGGGGUGUGGCCAGAGACACACCGUCACCGUGACAGCCAUCAACGAGGGAGGACCCAGCAUCCCUUCUGCUCCUGAGGAGUUCAUCACCUUCCCCUGCCCACCAGAGCCUCUGCGUGUGGAGGAGACCAAGGCAGGUAAUUGCUCUGUGUUGUGGGACGCCAUACCCUACACCGACACUUACGUGGCCUUCAUCAAGAGGGAUGAUGGUCAGGAGGAGAGGUGCAACACCAGCUCCACCAGCUGUAACUAUCACUGCCAGUGUGGAUACACCUACCUGAUGACUGUGUUCGCCUUCAGCCUGGCUGGAUCCAGCCCACCGGGCCCCGUGCUCAACUACACCACCUUACCCUGUUGUCCCGAGGACGUGUUCAUCUCCCUGGCCUCCCCCGGCACCCUGGAGAUCAUGUGGUCAGCAGUGCGCGGGGCUGAGGUGUACGAGACGCGGGCGGUGGAAGGGUCAGAGGUCAUCCUGUGUAACGACACGGCACCAGUGUGCGCUCUCUCCGACCUCACCUGUAACAGCCCCUACAGUGUGGUGGUGAUCCCCUGUAAUGAGAUUAGAGGGUGCAACCACACCUGCAGAUCACACACUAAGGAGACAGCUCCCUGUAUGCCAGAGAUCCUGAAUGUGACCCAGAUCAACACCACCAGUGUCAAUGUCAGCUUUAGUACUCCCAACAGAGCAGGUACCACCUACAAAGUGAGCGUAGUGGCCCAGGACAACAGAAACACCUGCACUUCCAGAGGAACGUCCUGUGAGAUACUUGACCUGCCCUGUGGCGAGGUCUAUGAGGUCAGCGCCAUAGCAACCACCACCGUGGGCGACAGUUUUCCCAGCUACAGUAUUCCACUGGAAACAGCACCCUGUUGCCCGGCAACCUUUAACGUUGAACAGGUGACUCAGGCCAUGACAAAUGUCACCUGGUCGAUGGCGAGAGGCACACACACCUACAUGACCUCUCUGACCUCACCGAAAGGCACCGCCCGCUGCCACACCCUGGACACCCACUGCCUGAUGGGAUGCAUCACCUGCGGAACAAACUACACCGUCAGCAUGGAGGCCAUCAGCCGCACUGGACACAUGUCUGAGUGCACCUAUCAUGGCUUCUCAUCCAGUGCUUGUUGUCCAUCGGGCGUGAAGCUGUACAGGAUGGCCAACAACACACUGCGUGUAUACUGGCGUUCCACUGGCGGUCUCCAUAACUACACGGCCAAGAUGGUUGGUAGCCAGUCCAACUACACCUGCACCCCUCCCCCCGGGGGCAACACCUGUGAAGUGCCGGAGAUCAUGUGUGGGGACGUCUACAACGUAGUGGUGGCCCCUCUCACCCAGGACGGAGCCAUGGUCCAGUUCUGCCCCCAGAGGAUGUACUCAGUUUCCUGCUCGGGAAGCAAUGUUGGAAUGGUAAUCUAUCGAGGAAAGAGAAGUUUGGACUAGCAGAUGUUCCCAGUCCCGUAGAUAUCAGGAGGAGCAGAAACAAGCUUCUCAUUCCCCCAACAAGUCUACCUAAUCCCCAAGAGGAAGUGAACCUCUACAAAAUAUCCCAGCCUAAAUUAUAGUUUAGUUUAAG
Messenger RNA from Oncorhynchus tshawytscha (Chinook salmon), 2648 nucleotides. Its product is annotated as fibronectin type III domain-containing protein 7. Lineage: Eukaryota; Metazoa; Chordata; Actinopteri; Salmoniformes; Salmonidae. The coding region runs from base 65 to 2515 and encodes 816 amino acids. The record is from RefSeq and is a predicted model, not a curated record. The transcript is spliced from 14 exons. Gene Ontology annotation, molecular function: protein binding.